CUCAAACUUAAGAAGAACAUUCCCAACACUACCUCUCAUUUACAUGGGACAAGGUAUUGAUGCUUAUAAGAUGCGUGAAAUCACUGAGCUGCCCCUGGAUCAAGUUAGUCAAAACACAUUAAGUCUCCCAAAAGUUGAUGCAGCUACCACAACUCCAGGAAUGGUUCAAGCUGCCCAAAAUGCAUUGGAUUCUAACAUAGAAAAGGACAUGUUCAACCAAACCAAUAGCUCUGUAACUGUCGAUAAAGGGGAAACUAUUGGGAAUCGAGAGAUGGAUGAGACUAUUAACAAACGAUUGAUUCAAAUUGAUCAAGACAAAAUAAGGCUUGCCACAAUGCAAAACACAGAAGAAUCACAUGACUCCAAAAUUGUUCCCACCGAAAAUGUGUCCAAUUCGCCCACAACCUUUGUAAUUGGUGGCACGAAACAAACCAUUGGAACUCAAGAUAUAGAUGACAACAUUGACAAGGAUGGAGGAAGCCUUUCAAAAGCACAAAACUCAGGGAUGUGUGACACUAUCAAAAAGCCUUCAUCUCAAGCUCCUCAAAAUGUACUUAACUCUACCACGAUUGAAAAUAUAGGUUCUAAUGGUUCAGAAAAAUCCCCUGACCCAGAAACACUUCCAAAUGAGAGUUUGCCAAGCCAGACUUCAAACCAUACUGAAUAUACAGCAACAAUUGAUCCAUCAACAUCACGAGCUCCAGAAGCCAUGACUUCAUCAGUGUUAGCAUUAGAUGCUGACAGCAACUACAAGUGGGUGAUUGACAUUUCGGUACAGAACUUGCCAUAUCUAGAGGCUGGAGUGAAGUGUCAUCCUCAAGUCCUUGAUUGGUUCAAUACAAAGAGACGAAGAGUGUUUGCUUCCUUAUUCACUGAAGUCACUCACAUUUAAAGGACCACUCGAAGACGUGACUUGACAGAGGAUGAUCGAACUACAUCAAACAGUGUUGUACUGCCUUAGAAGCAGUUGGUUUCGAUGGUUCUUGGCUCAGUUACGUGCAUGGUUGCAUUGAGAGCUGUGUUGAUGGCGAUGAACUCAAUAGAAAGCUUGAAGAGGCUGAAGCUAAAGCUUCCACUCUUAGAACUGAGUUAGCUUCUGUUGAGGCAUCCUUAGUCUCAUUGCGAGAUGAGGCGAGCAGGCUCGAUCAUUUUAUUGAGCCAUGAAGAUGAAAUUCACACUCAUCCUUGCUUGACUGGUUCAAUACAACAAUAUAUUUGCUUCCUCUUUCUUCA
Molecule: messenger RNA, 1233 nt
Organism: Prosopis cineraria
Lineage: Eukaryota; Viridiplantae; Streptophyta; Magnoliopsida; Fabales; Fabaceae
Exons: 10
Coding region: 44-892 (282 amino acids)
Source: RefSeq, a predicted model, not a curated record